CUCAGGUAGCUUAGGGUGAAGAAAACCUGGUUAAAACUGAGAGAUUUGUGUAUUUGUUUUUGCGGCAACUAAGUAUAAACCGACCUUCAUUUUGAUUGCUGAUUCUCAAAUGCUCGGGAAUAAGAUUAGUUGAGAGGGAUGAGAUAACUGCCAUGCAGAUCUAUUAUCGGCGGUCUGCAUUGCACAAUCAGAACCAGUUAUCAUCCAUUUGUAUCUUUUACCGUAAUUGUCAUUAGUGCCCUUUCUUUGAGAGGCGUUAUCAGCUUUACUGAUAUCCCUUUCAGUUAAGUUGGUAUCGUCGACCCAUCAUGCCCUACUAUAUACAGAGGCUUUACAGAACUUGUAAAGCGGCAUUCUCGCCCAAUGGGCCUGAAUCAGAAGAAGCUGUGGAGAAGGUUCGAGCCAUGCUAGAGAAAAUCAAGCCUUCUGAUGUUGGUCUUGAGCAGGAGGCACAAUUGGUACGUAACUGGUCACUACAUAUGAAUGAACGAAAUGGAAGCCACCAGACACUCCCACCAAUUAAAUACCUGCAUUUGCAUGAGUGUGACAGCUUCUCUAUAGGAAUUUUCUGCAUGCCACCUUCUUCUAUUAUACCUCUUCAUAACCAUCCAGGAAUGACUGUGUUGAGCAAGCUUAUUUAUGGUUCAUUACAUGUGAGGUCAUAUGAUUGGCUUGAUUUACCUGAGCGAGAAGAUCCACUACGAGCGAGACCUGCAAAGCUGGUUAGGGAUUCUGAGAUGACAGCUCCAUGUGCAGCUACUGUCCUUUAUCCCACAAGUGGUGGUAACAUUCAUUGUUUCAGAGCUCUGACUCCCUGUGCUAUUUUUGACAUUUUGUCCCCACCUUAUUCAUCGGAGCAUGGACGACAUUGCACCUACUUUCGAAGGUCUCCAAGAAGGGAUCUUCCUGGUGAUGUGGAAGUGAAUGAUGUGAUGGUCUCUGAAGUUACUUGGUUGGAAGAGUUUCAACCUCCUGAUAAUUUUGUGAUAAGAAGAGGGCUGUACAGGGGUCCAGUUAUUAGGACAUGAGAAUUCUUGUUUUGGUGUAGCGUGCAGUCCAAUAAAAUGGGGGGAAUCUUCAUAUGAUGGAACUCCGAGGGUAAUUGUGGUCAUGGGAUUGUGAAUAGCCUUGACCAUACUUAAAUUAGGCAUUUGGGUUGUACAUAUUAUUACACACGAGUAGUCAUUUAUUCACUGACCUCACAGUUUCUUAGUGAGAUAGUGACUGAAGAAUGAGCUGAAUGCAUCUUGUUCAAUUUUGUUUGUUCAACAACAAUAAACAGAACAGUCGGUAUCCUAUUCUCCCCUCCUGCCUCGGUAACUAUCUUUUCUGCCCUCUGCAUAUUACUGUGGAGCCCUUGAUUUUAGUUGCUUGUGUUUGUUGAAUAAAACGGAAAAGGAUAUAUGGGAUUAAAUCGGAAAA
Molecule: messenger RNA, 1422 nt
Organism: Carica papaya (papaya)
Lineage: Eukaryota; Viridiplantae; Streptophyta; Magnoliopsida; Brassicales; Caricaceae
Source: RefSeq, a predicted model, not a curated record